AUGCGUAUGUUACCAUUGCUGCUAGUUAUCCUGUGGGCUUUAAUUCGAACUUCAGGAGAAGUUUAUAAAGCUUUUUUCACGAGUCUUAUAUUUCCAGAAAUCCACUGCAUUAAUGCAAUUUAUGUUGAUUGCCUUGUUCCACUUACUGGCGCAGAGGAUAUAAUGAGAUGUUUUAGAAAUAGAUGUUACUAUUCAAACAAAAAUAAAAAAAAACAUCAUCAUGGAAAAAACUGUGCACAAGUCGAUGGAUGUUUUCAUGAACGGAAAAAACGAGAGGUUGCUGUUACGAAACUGCCAAAUUUCGCAUCUGCCGGUUCGCCUUAUCAAAUUCAGGAAGAUUUAAUUGUUCCUGCGAAUCAUAUCCUCAGGAUUCCAUCUUCUGUCAAAAUUGCUUUUGCUAACAAUGUUGGCAUCAUCGUUUAUGGUGCACUACAAAUAAACGGCACUCAGCAUGAGCAAGUAUCCUUAUAUAGCUAUGAACGUAACUGGAAGGGUGUCUUAUUUCAUUCCAUCAACAGCAACAAGAACCGCGAUUAUAAGUCAUUUUUAAAUUAUGUCAACAUAUCCAAUAGUAUAUAUGGUUUAAAUAUCGACGGGCCUCCGUAUCCAGAACUCAGUCACGUUGUUUGCGAUGGUAACGAAAAUGGGAUGACAAUCCGGCUUACGCAUAAAGAGCGAGCACCAGGUACCGAUUUAAAAGAUAUUGCAUGUUGCACAUUUAUGAAUAUGCUUACUGCUGCACGUAAAAUAUUGCAAACAUUUUUCAAUAUUGAUCAUAUUGAUUUUUUAUUUCAAUGCGAACAACACACAGUUCCAUGUUUUACAAUGGAUGGAUUAAGUCAAAUACAUUUGCCUCAGAUGAGAUUGUAUUUUGAGGAAGUGAUUCUGGUGGAUGCAUUGCUUUUAUCCAAUCGAAAUGAUGGUUUAUUAGUAAAUGGAUCACUUGCACUGAGAAUAUUCUCUAGCCAAUUUUCUUCGAAUGGUAAAAAUGGCAUUUCGGCGCAAUUUUCACCUAAUUCAUCGUUUGAGAUAACUAAUUCCUUUAUUGGUUCAAAUGGCGAUGCUGGUUUAUGCAUUUUACCUGAUUAUCGCACACGGAUUAAAAUUUUAGCAUCAAAUUUCACAGCUCAUUAUUACAGUGCAGCCGUAAUCGUCGAAAAAUCAAUGAAAAUAGAUUUUCUGCUAGAAUGGAGUCACAUAUGGAAUAAUAAUGCUUCUGGUAUAAUUUUCAAGAAGAAUAUUAGUCAGAGCGAUAUUCGUCUGUUAAAUAAUAAUUUUACUCGAAAUUAUGGAGAUGUAAUGCAUGUUGAAGAAAUUUGCAACGCAGCAAAUAUUCAAAUGGAGAAUAAUCGUUUUUCACAUAACCAGUUAUCAAAGCGAAAUUCAAUGAAUACAGUUAUUGGACUUCGAAUAAUGCAAGAUGGUCAAGAACUUCAACUUCAACCAAUAGUGUCGAGAGGUGACAUUGUUAUAAUCGGAGAAGACUGGAAUGCGCGCGUUAGUCCCGAUGCCACCAGAUGA
This is a messenger RNA of Dracunculus medinensis (Guinea worm), 1521 nucleotides long. The record is from the annotation of a GenBank genome assembly. NCBI's taxonomy places the organism in Eukaryota, Metazoa, Nematoda, Chromadorea, Rhabditida, Dracunculidae.